This is a messenger RNA of Capronia epimyces CBS 606.96, 1050 nucleotides long. RefSeq lists its product as uncharacterized. The coding region runs from base 1 to 1050 and encodes 349 amino acids. The record is from RefSeq and is a predicted model, not a curated record. The transcript has 5 exons. NCBI's taxonomy places the organism in Eukaryota, Fungi, Ascomycota, Eurotiomycetes, Chaetothyriales, Herpotrichiellaceae.
AUGGCAGUCCGAUCGGCAUUUGACCCCAAGGACAUGGUCUUCCGCCAUCUUGGUCCUACUGGCCUAAAGGUUUCGGUCUUUUCCUUGGGUGGUUGGCUUACCUACGGCGGUACGCAAAAGGGCAACAUCGUCAAGGAAAUCCUACAAACUGCCUGGGAAAACGGUAUCAAUUUCUUUGAUACCGCCGAGACAUACGCCAAUGGACAAUCCGAGAUUGAGAUGGGCAACGCUCUCAAGGAACUCGACUGGCCACGGGACGAAUACGUCCUCUCCACCAAGGUUUUCUUUGGGACCGGCCGAAAAGAACCAAACACUCGGGGUCUCUCUCGCAAGCAUGUUGUAGAGGGUCUGAAGAGCUCCUUGCAGCGGCUUCAGCAACCAUACGUUGACAUUGUCUUUGCUCACCGACCUGACUACGCCACCCCGAUGAAGGAGAUUGUGGAGGGCUUUACCCAAGUCAUCCGCAACCUCAACCUGGCCUACUACUGGGGCACGUCUGAGUGGUCUGCCACCCAGAUCACCGAAGCAACCCUGAUCGCCGAGAAGUACAACCUGAUUGCCCCGGUCGCCGAGCAGCCGCAAUACAACGCAUUUCACCGUGAGCGCUUCGAGGUCGAGUACGCCCCGUUGUACAAGGAAUACAAAUACGGCACCACCAUCUGGUCACCUUUGGCUUCCGGCCUGUUGACCGGAAAGUACAACGAUGGUAUUCCCGAGGGCUCCCGUUUGGCCAACCACAAGGAUAUCUUCAGCAACGCCGUCGAAUCUCUACAGAAGCCUGAAGGCCAGGCUAAGAUCGAGAAGGUCAGGAAAUUGUCCAAGAUUGCCGAACGGUUGGGCGGUAAUACCUCGCAGCUGGCUUUGGCCUGGGCUGCCAAGAACGAGAAUGUCAGUACGGUCAUUCUGGGUGCCACCAAAGUCGAGCAGCUCGUCGACAAUGUAAAGGCUCUGAAGCUUCUGGAAAAGCUCGACGACAAGACUGUGCAGGAGAUUGAGGAGAUUCUGGACAACAAGCCUGCUCCUCCAAACACUUUCGGGAGGUCCAGGUAG